This is a messenger RNA of Rattus norvegicus (Norway rat), 4661 nucleotides long. RefSeq names its product semaphorin 5B (gene Sema5b). Gene Ontology annotation, cellular component: membrane; cytosol. The record is from RefSeq and is a predicted model, not a curated record. Gene Ontology annotation, molecular function: semaphorin receptor binding. Gene Ontology annotation, biological process: negative chemotaxis; regulation of plasma membrane bounded cell projection organization. Lineage: Eukaryota; Metazoa; Chordata; Mammalia; Rodentia; Muridae.
CUCCGGGCUGGCGGGUGAAGCGCCAGCAGUCGCAGGUCCUCUCCAUCCCCCUCCUCCUUUUCUCUCCCGCUCCCCUCCUUCUCUCCUCUGGCUCCCAACUCCUCCCCCACGUCUCCCCACCUCCUGCUCCCUCACUCUCCUCCUCCCGGCUCGCUCCGGCGCGCGGGGUCUGGAGCUAGUUGGAGCGCGGGGGUUGAUGCUGGAGCCCAGCUCCGCGGAGCCCGGCGGGUCGGCCGCGCAUCCAGCGGCUGUUGGAGCAGCCGGAGCGCAGCGGGCCCGACAGGAGUCGGAGACUGUGACGGAGUGCUGAGCCCAUACCCGGGAUCCUUGCUGUUCGUCCAUCCCAUUCCCAGACCGGCCGCCAGCCCUCGGAUUCGUCCCUGUGGUCACACAGCCCCGAGCCCAGGGCCGCGGGGAGCCCAGCACCUGCGCGUGCUGCCGGGAGGUCUUCCCUCUGGCUUGCCUCCAGGAGCUGGACUGCAGAGGGGCCCACCAUGGUAGUCCCAGGACCCCUGGCUCUCUCGCUGCUGCUGCCUAGCUUCACCCUGCUGCUGUCCCACCUCUCCACCUCCCAGGACAUCACCAGUGAGCCCAGCAGUGAGCAGCAGCUGUGCACCCGGAGGGAGCACCCCAUCGUGGCCUUCGAAGAUCUGAAGCCGUGGGUGUCUAACUUCACCUACCCUGGAGUCCGGGAUUUCUCUCAGCUUGCUCUGGAUCCCUCCAGGAACCAGCUCAUCGUGGGAGCCAGGAACUACCUCUUCAGACUCAGCCUUGCCAAUGUUUCCCUCCUUCAGGCUACAGAGUGGGCCUCCAGUGAGGACACGCGCCGCUCCUGCCAGAGCAAAGGGAAGACUGAGGAGGAAUGUCAGAACUACGUUCGAGUCCUGAUUGUUUCCGGCCGGAAGGUGUUCAUGUGCGGUACCAAUGCCUUUUCCCCUGUGUGCUCCAGCAGACAGGUGGGGAACCUCAGCCGGGCUAUUGAGAAGAUCAAUGGCGUGGCCCGCUGCCCCUAUGACCCACGCCACAACUCUACAGCCGUGAUCUCCUCCCAGGGGGAGCUCUACGCAGCCACCGUCAUUGACUUCUCCGGUCGGGACCCGGCCAUCUACCGUAGCCUGGGCAGUGGGCCGCCGCUUCGCACUGCCCAGUAUAACUCUAAAUGGCUCAAUGAGCCAAAUUUUGUGGCAGCCUUUGACAUUGGGCUGUUUGCGUAUUUCUUCCUUCGGGAGAAUGCAGUGGAGCAUGACUGUGGACGCACUGUGUACUCUCGGGUGGCCCGAGUGUGCAAGAAUGAUGUAGGGGGUCGUUUCCUGCUGGAGGACACAUGGACCACAUUCAUGAAGGCCCGGCUCAACUGCUCCCGCCCAGGGGAGGUCCCCUUCUACUAUAACGAGCUGCAGAGUGCCUUCCAUCUGCCCGAACAGGACCUCAUCUAUGGCGUCUUCACCACUAACGUAAACAGCAUUGCAGCUUCUGCCGUCUGCGCCUUCAACCUCAGUGCCAUCUCCAAGGCUUUCAAUGGCCCAUUUCGUUACCAGGAAAACCCCAGGGCUGCCUGGCUGCCUAUCGCCAACCCCAUCCCCAAUUUCCAGUGUGGCACCCUGCCGGAGACUGGCCCUAACGAGAACCUCACGGAGCGCAGCCUGCAAGAUGCACAGAGGCUCUUCCUGAUGAGCGAAGCUGUGCAGCCGGUGACGCCAGAGCCCUGUGUCACCCAGGACAGCGUCCGCUUCUCACAUCUUGUGGUAGACCUUGUGCAAGCUAAGGACACACUGUACCACGUACUCUACAUAGGCACUGAGUCGGGUACCAUCCUGAAAGCGCUGUCCACCGCCAGCCGCAGUCUGCGUGGCUGCUACCUAGAGGAACUGCAUGUGCUGCCCCCUGGGCGCCUUGAACCUCUGCGGAGCCUGCGCAUCCUGCACAGCGCGCGUGCGCUCUACGUGGGAUUGAGCGACCGGGUGCUGCGGGUCCCGCUGGAGAGGUGCUCGGCCUACCUUAGCCAGGGGGCAUGCCUGGGAGCACGGGACCCAUACUGCGGCUGGGAUGGGAAGCGGCAACUUUGCAGCACGCUUGAGGACAGUUCCAACAUGAGCCUGUGGAUCCAGAACAUCACAGCCUGUCCUGUACGAAAUGUGACACGGGACGGGGGCUUCGGCCCAUGGUCACCAUGGAAACCAUGUGAGCACUUAGAUGGAGACAACUCGGGUUCUUGCCUAUGCCGGGCCAGAUCCUGUGACUCCCCAAGGCCCCGCUGUGGGGGCCUCGAAUGCCUGGGGCCAGCCAUCCAUAUCGCCAAUUGCUCCAGGAAUGGGGCGUGGACCGCAUGGUCAUCGUGGGCUCAGUGCAGCACGUCCUGUGGGAUCGGCUUCCAGGUCCGUCAGCGAAGUUGCAGCAACCCAGCGCCCCGCCAUGGGGGCCGCAUCUGCGUGGGCAAGAGCCGGGAGGAGCGGUUCUGUAAUGAAAAUACGCCUUGCCCGGUGCCCAUCUUCUGGGCUUCCUGGGGCUCGUGGAGCAAGUGCAGCAGCAACUGUGGGGGUGGCGUGCAGUCGCGCCGUCGUUCUUGCGAGAAUGGCAACUCGUGCCCGGGUUGCGGCGUGGAGUUCAAGACCUGCAACCCCGAGGCCUGCCCAGAAGUGCGACGCAACACACCCUGGACGCCCUGGCUACCCGUGAAUGUGACGCAGGGUGGCGCGCGCCAGGAGCAGCGAUUCCGCUUCACCUGCCGCGCGCCGCUGCCGGACCCGCACGGUCUGCAGUUCGGCAAGAGGAGGACGGAGACCAGGACCUGCCCGGCUGAUGGCACCGGAGCAUGCGACACUGACGCCCUAGUGGAGGAUCUGCUGCGCAGCGGGAGCACGUCACCACACACUCUGAGUGGAGGCUGGGCCACCUGGGGCCUGUGGUCAUCCUGCUCCCGGGACUGCGAGCUGGGCUUCCGCGUACGUAAGAGAACUUGUACCAACCCGGAGCCCCGCAACGGGGGCUUGCCCUGCGUGGGAGAUGCUGCAGAGUACCAGGACUGCAACCCUCAGGCUUGCCCAGUGCGGGGUGCCUGGUCCUGCUGGACUGCAUGGUCCCAGUGCUCAGCAUCCUGCGGUGGUGGCCACUAUCAACGCACCCGUUCCUGCACCAGCCCCGCACCGUCCCCAGAAGGCUGGUCACUGUGGUCUGAGUGGGGUGUCUGCACGGAGGAUGGGGCCCAGAGCAGGAGCAGGAGCUGUGAGGAGCUUGUCCCAGGGCCAGGUGCCUGUGUUGGCAACAGCAGCCAGAGCCGGCCCUGCCCCUACAGUGAGAUUCCUGUCAUCCUGCCUGCUUCCAGUGUGGAGGAGACUGCCAGCUGUGGAGGGUUCAGUCUCAUCCACCUGAUAGUCACUGGCGUGUCCUGCUUCCUGGGAUCUGGGCUACUGACCUUGGCAGUGUACCUGUCCUGCCAGCACUGCCAGCGCCAGUCUCAGGAGUCCACACUUGUCCAUCCCGCCACCCCUAACCACUUGCACUACAAAAGCGGGGGCACUCCCAAGAAUGAGAAGUACACCCCCAUGGAAUUCAAGACACUGAACAAGAACAACUUAAUCCCUGAUGACAGAGCCACCUUCUACCCACUGCAGCAGACCAACGUGUAUACAACCACGUACUACCCCAGCCCACUGAACAAACCCAACUUCCGGCCUGAGGCCUCACCCGGACAGCGCUGUUUCCCCAACAGCUGAUCCCACCCUCCUGGGACUCGGGCUCCUUGCCUUCCCAAGGCAGAGAACAGGGGAACGAGACCAUAGAACCACUUUGGUUUCCCCUCUGCAUUGGGCCGAGAACUUGCUGCCUGGCCAGUGGGGGUCCCAUCCGGCUCCAGAAAGCUCUGGCUGUCAUUGACCAUGGGAGAGAGGGCUGGCUUCAGGCUGGCACAUGGCUGCAGAUCCAGCUCAGCCCAGGUCUCAUGGUCUCCUGUGACCCACCAUCACUUUCCCCUGCCAUGUCUGAGCUGUGAACCUACUGGGUAUGUGAGGAACUUGGAGAAUAGACAUGACAGAGUGGGCUCUUAUGUUUGGGUUGGAAAUGACUUCCAAUGGCCACCAUCAACUAAAUUUGCCCCCUUUUUACUGGUCCCCCAAAAGGCCUGGGCUGAGUCCAGCUUGUCAGUGAAAGGAAUUCAUCAGGUGUCCCAUCAAAUGUUCCAGAAGUUUCAGAUCUCAGCCCAGGGCUGGACCACUCUGAUGCUGUUCUCUAAGUGUCACAGGGGACCAGCGACGGCCUAGGUUGACAACCUCUGUCAGACAGUCUGUGUUUCGACCAGAGACGUCCCUCUGGUAUGAGGCAGUGAGGACUGAGAACAAGAAGCUAGAGGGUGCUGAGAGGCUCUUCACAGGUCUCUUGGCACAGGUCUGGAACUUGUCUUCAGUGCACGAAAGGUGGCCCAGAAGGAAGGAAGACUCAAGACCAUAAGAGGCAGCCUGGCCUCCAUGCCUAUGGAGACUGUCGCUGCUCAAGAUUCGUUGGCUGAGAACUGCUUGAGAGUCUCUGCUGGCCCCUCAUUAUUCAGGAACACACACACACACGCACACACACACACACACACACACACACACACACCAUCUGCUACAGCAACAAAAAGGAUGGUAAGCUGUGGCAUUAUUAAUUAAAGAUGAUAUCCAGCCUCCAAA